AUGUCUCUUAAACGCAAAGCAUCAUUCCCGAUAAUCGCCUCCUCCAAUGUGGAAUCCUUCAUGACAGGGCCGUCGUUGAUGAUGGAUGACUCUCCCAAACAUCUUGGCAGUCGGACGCGAAAACGCUUCAGGAACGAUCGCCCGGAGGAUAAAGUAGUAUACGAGAAUACCCUGCGCUGGCUGUUCUCUGCCCAGCAACAACAAGAGUCAGCCGCCCCUUCGCUAGACGAACACGAGAACAUGGAGCUGGAAUCGCUCCCAUCGUCCGAGAUCGUCGAUCCACGUCAACAAACCCUACACAAAUUUUUCCAGCUUUCUCAAUCUGCACCAUUUCAAUCUCGUUCGAACCAAAUCAACCGACAACCAUUGCAUAACUCACCGUCGAAUGAUGUUUUCUCACAACGCCGGGAUUUUGAUAUAAUAUCUACAGGCACUUCGAUUAGUCGCGACACGACUAGAGCGUCGUCUCAGGGUGCGGGCGCUCAUAUCGCCAUGGACACGGACUCUUGCAGCGAGGAAUCAAACCAGGAUAUUAGAAGAUGGGUGGGGGGAUACGGAUGGAUGUCAUGA
This is a messenger RNA of Aspergillus tanneri, 570 nucleotides long. RefSeq lists its product as uncharacterized. Lineage: Eukaryota; Fungi; Ascomycota; Eurotiomycetes; Eurotiales; Aspergillaceae. The transcript is spliced from 2 exons. Bases 1 to 570 code for a protein of 189 amino acids. The record is from RefSeq and is a predicted model, not a curated record.